UCAGUCUGAUUGAUCUUGCGCGCGGUCUCGAUUGAUCUGCCCUUCUUACUACUUAGAAUAGUGAUUCCGCGAAAUACGGGAAAUUGUUAACAACGGCGCGAUCCAUUAGUAUUAUCUUCAACGUUUUACAUAUACUCAUUUUCUACCCGUAAGACGAAACGGCGCACAUCAUGGCUGAAGCACCGGGCACACCGCCUCCCACAACCGCACCCGCAGCCGGUGUCGCGUCCCCCAACCCGGCACCGACGAGUCCAUCGCGAGUCGUCCCGGCGGUGGCAAUUGAACCCGCUCAGCAGGAUGAUCCCGUCGAAGCUGAUGAGGGGUUUGCAAGUGAUAAUGACUCUUCGAUCGAUGAUAGAAUCUCGAGUUACACUGCGUCCCUAUCAUCCAGCGUCAUCGACUAUCCGGAAGAAUACGGCCGUCGCUAUCAUGCAUUCAGACCGGGCUCCUACUCGUUUCCAAAUGACGAGGUCGAGAUGGAGCGCCUCGACAUGGCCCACGCCAUGAUGGUGAGGGCGAUUGGAAGCAAGCUCUGGCUGGCGCCGCUGUCCAAGGAGAAGGUCCAUCGUAUCCUGGAUAUUGGCACGGGUACUGGAAUCUGGGCUGUUGAGAUUGGCGACAUUUUCGAGAAUGCCGAGGUUAUCGGGAAUGACUUGAGUGCUAUCCAACCAGAGUGGGUGCCCCCGAAUGUCAAAUUCGAGAUUGACGAUGUCGAGAGCGAAUGGGUCGGUGUCAAGAAAUACGACUUCAUCAUGUGCCGCUACAUGGCCGCCUCCAUCCAGGACUGGCCGAAGCUGAUUGCCAAGAUUUACGAGUACGUAACUCUCUACUCACUCCCUCUGACUUGGCCCAUCUUCAUUCUGAUUGCCUCCCCCUCCAGCAACCUCAACCCAGGAGGCUGGGCCGAGUUCCAAGACAUGAGCACAGAAUACUACUCCGACGACGGCAGCUAUAGACCCGAACACGCAACCUACGUAUGGAACCAGACCUUUGUCGAGACGCUCGACAAGAUCGGGCGCGACCCGCGGCCCGGACCGAAACUCGAGGGGUGGGUGCGCGGGCACGGCGGGUUCGAGCACGUGGCGCACCACAAGUUCAAGACGCCCAUCGGGCCGUGGGCGCGGCACCGGCACUUUAAGGACCAGGGGUUGCUGAACUUGGCGCAGAUUUUGGAGGGCCUGGAAGGGUUCUCGUUAAAGUUGCUGUGUGGUGUUUUGGGGAGGAGUAAGGAGGAGGUGUUGGUGCAGCUUGCGGAGGUGAGGAGGGAGUUGAAGACGGGAGUGUUUCAUGCGUUGUUGGAUUUGUGAGUUGUUUCCCUUCCCUUGUUCUUCCUUCUCUUCAUUU
Molecule: messenger RNA, 1344 nt
Organism: Colletotrichum acutatum
Lineage: Eukaryota; Fungi; Ascomycota; Sordariomycetes; Glomerellales; Glomerellaceae
Product: TAM domain methyltransferase
Exons: 7
Coding region: 171-1307 (378 amino acids)
Source: RefSeq, a predicted model, not a curated record